Cicer arietinum (chickpea) is the source of this 773-nucleotide messenger RNA. Its product is annotated as heavy metal-associated isoprenylated plant protein 23. The record is from RefSeq and is a predicted model, not a curated record. NCBI's taxonomy places the organism in Eukaryota, Viridiplantae, Streptophyta, Magnoliopsida, Fabales, Fabaceae. Gene Ontology annotation, molecular function: metal ion binding.
GUCCACGACCUUUCCUCUGUUUGAGUCUGAUUAAACGCCUCUAUAAGUAGUACGCCUAGGCAAACAAACUCAAAUCAAAUUAAAGAAGUUCUUCACAUAGCAUAGCAGCAUUAUUUAUUCAUUAUUACAAGAAAUGGGAGUUGGUGGCACUUUGGAGUACUUAUCUGAUCUCAUGAGCACUGGUCACCACCAUCUCAAGAAGAAGAAGAAGCAGUUACAAACUGUAGAGCUAAAGAUUAGGAUGGACUGUGAUGGCUGUGAGCUUAAGAUCAAGAAAACCCUUUCUUCACUAAGUGGGGUAAAAUCAGUGGAGAUAAACCGUAAACAGCAAAAAGUAACAGUAACUGGGUAUGUUGAGCCAAACAAGGUGCUGAAGAAGGCUAAGUCAACGGGAAAGAGGGCUGAAAUUUGGCCUUAUGUGCCUUACAAUUUGGUGGCUCAACCAUAUGCUGUUUCAUCUUAUGACAAGAAGGCUCCUCCUGGUUAUGUGAGGAGAGUGGAGAAUGCUGCUGCAACCACUGGAACCAUGACAAGAUAUGAAGACCCUUAUGUCAACAUGUUCAGUGAUGAAAACCCAAAUGCCUGUUCUAUAAUGUAGACAAAAAAAAAUGUUUUUUUAAUGUUUGGCAGUGUAAAUUUUCAAAUUUUAAUCUAGUGUGUUCUUUCAUUUUUCUGGUCAAUUUUCAAGCUCUUGUUUUCUUGGAUUGUGGACUUUUCUUUACAUGAAAAAGGAUGAGAAGAGACGUUUCUUUAUCAUUGCUUUUGUUUCCUAA